Messenger RNA from Vigna angularis (adzuki bean), 3919 nucleotides. Its product is annotated as E3 ubiquitin-protein ligase DIS1. Gene Ontology annotation, biological process: multicellular organism development; ubiquitin-dependent protein catabolic process. Gene Ontology annotation, molecular function: ubiquitin protein ligase activity; protein binding; zinc ion binding. Gene Ontology annotation, cellular component: cytoplasm. The coding region runs from base 2784 to 3698 and encodes 304 amino acids. The transcript is spliced from 4 exons. Lineage: Eukaryota; Viridiplantae; Streptophyta; Magnoliopsida; Fabales; Fabaceae. The record is from RefSeq and is a predicted model, not a curated record.
CACAACUUUCUGUCUCUCUCUCUCUCUCUUCAUCCUCACCUACGCUCUCCUCUCUCUUUAAUUUGAAUAUCUUGAUCAACUUGCAGACGCGCAUUGUAUUUUUGUUUUCCAUUUAUCACUGUUUGUUACAAAACCCACCAAAGCCAAAACCUUUAGCUCUCCAUCUAAGAUUUCAUCCAUUUUCUUAUUCUCUAAUGCCCUUUUGAUCAAUCCAUCAUUCCAGUAUGUAAGGUUUGAUGUGCGUGUGAUGGUUUUCAUGGGAAAACACCGGCGACAUUGUUGGAAGCUGGGUCUAGUUGUGCGUUACUUUUGGUGAAGUUAUUCUAAUUUGAUUGCUAGUGGUUUGGUUCGGAAUUCUGAUGAUGGUCGAGUACUAUUUCAUGGCUGCAACAUUGCAUUUUUUUCUUUUUGCUUAUUUCAGAGGAAAACUUUCUUCCUUCUAUCAAAUGCUGAGUGCCACCGCAGAAAGCUAAUAAACUGUUUCCUUUUUGGAUUUAACUUGGGCUAUAAGCUGAAGGCCAUCCAAAAUGCUUUCUGGGAUCAAACACAAGUUACUCAUUGGUCGAUCAUGGGAGAAGUUAGAUUCGUUAAAUUACCCUCUUAAACUGUAAAAUAAUGGGGAGCCUGAGGGAUGCACACAACUGUUGUCUUAGGCAGUUAUCUGCAUUUGAGUGAGAUCAUCAGGCUGCCUAAUAUAUAUGUGUGUGUGUGUGUAUAUAUGUGUGUGUAUAUGUAUAUGUGUGUGUGUAUGCAUAGAGAUUAUCUAUGAUUGGAUAGAAUUUCCAACGUUAUCAUACCUCAAACAUAUGAUAGAACUAUCUUUCAUAAGAGGUUGGAAUCACUUGGAGGGUAAUCAUAUUUUGGCUAGAAUAUAUACCGUUUGUAGUUUUUAUUUUGAUUACUGAGUGUUAGGUUAUUAGACUGUAUAUAUCACACUUCGAUGCCAGGGAGGUAGGCACUUUUUACAGGGUACGCAGGUGUUGUAUCUGAGAUUGACUUUAAUAGGAUGUCUCAAUGUGAUUUCUUUCAUCAAUGGACAAGAAGAUACAUACAAAAUUUGGAUUGGUAUAUUAAAUAAAAGAUCAUCUUAGAAAGCUAAUGUUAAUGAAGGGGACAAUUUUUAAUAGGUUAUUUGUUUUUUGUCAGUUUAUACUUGCCAUCUUUUGACUAUGAAGCCAGUUCAACGACCCAAGCCUACAAAGUUCCACCUGGCCUUGUUAAUUAACUUUCUUUUUGCUUUUUUUAUUUUCUGGAUUUUCGUUGGCUUAUUUAUUUGUGCCUAGUCAUAGCUGUUCUAGCAUAGCUAUGCAUCAAAUUUUCAUUUUUAAGUAAGUGCAUACAGUCACACUGUCAUUUCUUUUGAUCAAUUGAUAUUGAGCCUGCUACAUGUAUUGGAGGCUUCUUUUUAUAUUGUCAAUUCUGCCAAUAUAUUCAUCUUUCUGUAAUUUCUUUGACAAAUUUAUGUGGUUCCUCUUGUUCCUAGUCCUAUGAGCAGAGGACAACUUAAUAUAGCUGUGUUUAUGUUUAAAUAUUGUAAUGAAAAGGGUUUAUACAUGGCUUCAUACAAGAUGAUUUUACUCAAUUUGAGUGCCACAAUCUUAGAAAGGGGUUGUGCGGACCACUCAGGCCUUGAAUGACUACAUGUGUUUCUUACGUAAUUUUUUCAUACUUUGUUUUCUCUAAUAUUCAUAGAAAUUAGACCUGAACGUGGUUUGAAAACCUUUCAUAUGUCAAUUCUGUUAAUCAAGAUUUGUUAUGGUUUCCAUAUUCAAUUUUUAUUUCAUUGAUUUUUUUUCUCUCUCAAUGCAAACUUGUACAUAAUAAUAUUUGUAAACUUGCAAAGAUUUGUUGUUCUGUUCAUUUGGAAGUGUAAAUUUCAUUUUAUUAUCAAGGUAUUUUUCUAUUCAUAUAAGGGAUAGCCUGAUAAUGGAGUUGGGAGAUCAAACAAGACAUUAUCCAAAGCAAUCAAUAAAGAUCUUUAUUUAAAUUGCUUGCUGAAAAUUUGGAUAUUUACAAUACACAAUGGCUUUAUUUUAUCCAUGUAGUUGACUCCAACAUCUAGUGAUGAUAUUUUUGUACAUGAUCAGGGUAGCGUGAAUAAGGAUCUGCAUCCAUAAAUAACUAACUAGACGAAUCUUUUUAAACUAUUGUGUUAACUUUUCAGCUUUUAAAAUGUUAAUGAGUAAUUAUCUGUCUGGUGGAAUGCAUUUGAAAAUUGUUUAUCUUUUGGGCAAACUGUUCAUAUUAUGCUGGGGUGAUUUCAUUUUGCAGGAUGAGAAAUUCUCAGUUGUUCGAUAUAAAUGUGAAUUUGAGAGCUAAUCAAUUCUCCGAAUGUGUUUUCAAUGACAAAUGCAUAUGUUUUUUUGCUGGUUGAUGUGCUAUGUUUGCUUUCAUAAGCCAUUGAGUUUGUAAAUUUGGUGUUAAACUGGGUUUGAUGGAUGCCCUGAUGUGUCUUUAAUCAUAUCAAUGGAGCAUCAGGGGAGGAUGAUAGCUUCACCCAAGAAAGAUUCAUGAAAUGGUUGUUAGUGCUUUGUCUAUAGAUGUUAAUUCAAAAAUAUAAUAUUAUGUUUUUGAUCCACCUAUAGUCAACACCAAGGGAUAAAGCGGGUUUCCUUCUGUUGUUUGAAUAAACUGGAGACUUGUGACUCAAUAAGCUUAACUAGUUAGUCUAUUUUAACUGUUUGGUGGAAGUAAAAGAGGAAAAUACUAUGUAGAAUUUAGUUAUUGCCUUUGUGAUUGAUUAUUUUCCACCCACAGGGCAGCUGGUGAUUGCUUUUGCUAGCAUGGCAUCAAGUAAUUUAUUCUUUGAUGAUAUACGGAGCAAAGUUGAUGUUGAUCCUCCUCAAAAUGAAGAGUCAACAGAUGUUGGUGAAUUAGUAAAUGAUCCUGGACAAACUACACUUAAACCUAAUGGUACUGUUUCAAGCAGUGUUCGUGAGCUUUUAGAGUGCCCUGUAUGCUUGAAUGCCAUGUACCCUCCAAUCCAUCAGUGUUCAAAUGGUCACACAAUAUGCUCUGGUUGCAAACCCAGGGUCCAUAACCGGUGCCCUACUUGUAGGCAUGAGCUUGGCAAUAUCAGAUGUCUGGCACUGGAGAAAGUGGCUGCAUCUUUGGAACUUCCCUGUAAAUAUCAAGGUUUUGGGUGCAUUGGUAUAUAUCCAUAUUACAGCAAGCUAAAGCAUGAAUCACAAUGUGCAUAUAGACCUUACAACUGUCCAUAUGCUGGUUCAGAAUGCUCUAUUAUGGGUGAUAUACCCUACCUGGUGGCUCAUCUGAAAGAUGACCACAAAGUGGACAUGCACAAUGGUAGCACUUUCAACCAUCGCUAUGUCAAAUCAAAUCCACAUGAAGUUGAAAAUGCCACAUGGAUGUUGACGGUCUUCAGCUGUUUUGGUCAGUAUUUUUGUCUACAUUUUGAAGCUUUUCAGCUUGGAAUGGCUCCUGUCUACAUAGCCUUUUUGCGGUUCAUGGGUGAUGAUAAUGAAGCAAAGAAUUAUAGCUAUAGUUUAGAGGUAGGUGGGAAUGGGAGGAAGAUGAUUUGGCAGGGUGUGCCAAGAAGCAUCAGGGACAGCCACCGCAAGGUUCGUGACAGUUUUGAUGGUCUCAUCAUUCAGAGAAAUAUGGCCCUUUUCUUUUCUGGCGGUGACAGGAAGGAGUUGAAGUUAAGGGUUACUGGUAGGAUUUGGAAAGAACAAUGAAUGGAUAGGAGAUGAUGUCCUUCAACUAUCAAUGAUAUUUAGGCCAAUAGUUUGUAGUGCAAAGUCGUUUCUUGUAGUGAUAUGUACCUUCUGGUCAUGUAAUUGUCUUUUGCAACUUAGGAGGCAAACUCUCUUUGCUUAUCCUCACAUCAAGUACAUGAACAGGAAGUUGUACAUCGUAUCAUUAUGAUAAUAGAGAUGUAGAACCUUAAUUUGCUCUG